AUUGACCGGCCAGUGUAUUUUACACCGCCGAACAGUAAACAGUGUCACUCGUAUUGUUUAAAAUGUUUAAAAUUAUAAGGGAUGGUGGCAUCAGGUGCAAAGCGAGGAACUAUUUGAAGAACUUUGGAUCAGAAAGUCGCACGCUUGCGACGACACAAGAUCUAGUGUCUUCAGCCGAUGUUGUCAUUGUCGGGGGAGGAAUAACUGGAUGCAACACAUUAUAUCAAUUAACCAAAAGAGGCGUAAAUGCAGUUUUGUUGGAAAGAGCAAAACUGACGAGCGGCACAACAUGGCACACUGCUGGUCUGGUAUGGUCUUUGAGACCCUGCGAUCUGGAAGUAAAGUUGCUGCAGGACUCACGGGCCGUGUACAGUGGACUCGAGGAAGAGACUGGAGACUACGCUGGCUGGAUCAACAAUGGCGGCAUGUUCAUAUCCCGGAGUAAGGUCAGAACGCAAGAGUACAUGCGACUUCAUACCCUGGGCAAUGCUAUGGGGAUCCCGAGUCAAAUACUAAGCCCUGAGGAAGCUCAAAAGCUGUUCCCGCUCUUGGAUCCUUCGAUCUUUAAGAUGGCCCUCUACUCUCCUCAAGACGGUACCAUCGAUUCAGCUAUGGCGUGCAAUGCACUGGCCAAAGCUGCUACAAAGAAUGGAGGAAAAAUAUACGAAGAGUGUCCAGUUGUGGACAUCCAUUAUGCUCACAACAUCCUUGGCAACAAACACGUGGUAGGAGUCCACACUGAGAAGGGCUUCAUCAAGACCAAAUGUGUCGUCAACUGCGGAGGUGCGUGGGGCCCUCGAGUGGCAAGGUUUGCUGGCGUCCCUGCCCUGCCCCUCAUCCCGUUCAAACAUGCCUACGUCGUAUCGGAUGCCGUGCCCGAGAUCCGCAACUGCCCCAACAUUAGGGACCAUGACGUCAAUCUGUACAUUAAGAUUCAGGGCGAGAGUUGCCAGAUUGGAGGCUAUGAGCCCAACCCGCACAUGCUUGACGAGGUGCCGAACAACCUCCAGUUCCACCUAUACGAGCUAGACUGGGAUGUGUUCGGUGUUCACAUGACCAGCGCCACUAACCUGUGCCCCAAGCUCGCCCACGUCGGAAUCAAGAGCACCGUCUGCGGACCAGAGUCCUUCACGCCGGACCACAAGCCUCUGCUGGGCGAAGACCCGAAUGUUUUCGGUCUUUAUCACAACUGCGGGUACAACUCAGCUGGUAUGAUGUUCUCCGCGGGGUGUGGUAUUCAAAUGGCUGAGUGGAUCCUCAGUGGAAGGCCAAACUACAACAUGUUCACAUUCGACAUCCGCCGGUUCACGCCGAGCCAGAUGUCGCGUGCGCAUUGGGUGCGCGAGAGCAGCCACGAGGCGUAUGCGCGGAACUACAACAUCGUGUUCCCUCACGACGAACCACUCGCCGGCCGCGAUGCUAGCCACGACGCGUUGCAUCAAGAGUUGGUGGAUGAUGGAGCUGUGAUGCAGUCGCGAGCGGGGUGGGAGAGGCCUGCUUUCUUUAUGGAAGGGGAAAAAGUCCGAGUGCAGCCAUAUGACUGGGGCGGCACUCACGACUACCCGCGAAACCUCGACCAGCGAUACGAAGAAGUACUUAAAGGCGACCAUACUUUUGACUUCUCCAAACACCAUGCACGUAUCGGCCAAGAAGCGCUGGCGUGCAGAAACGGCGCGGCUCUCUUCAACAUGUCUUACUACGGCAAGUUCUACUUAACAGGACCUGAUGCUCGUCGCACUGCGGAAUUGGCUUUCACUGCCAACCUGAACAAUAGAGACGAUAGAGUUGUAUAUUCUCUGCUGCUGAAUGAGAAGGGUGGAGUCGAAGCUGAUGUGACCGUCAGUGUUCUGGACGGAGGCAGUGGACAGCUGCAUGAACCUAUUUUCAAGGGUCGCGGCUACUACGUGGUAACCAGUGGUUUCAACGCCAACCACACGCUGGCUCACCUGCGGCGCAUCGUGCAGACUCACAACCUGCGAGCCACCAUCACUGACAUCUCCAAACAACUCUGUGUCCUAAGCAUACAAGGACCACACAGCCAAAGAAUCCUCCAGCGCUACACGGACGCUGGGCUAUCAAAUGACGCUUUCCCGAUGAACACACACCGCAGCAUCCACGUCUCAAAAGCACCGUAUUCCCCUGAGAAUAAGAAAUACACUUGCCGUGCUCUUCGUGUUAGCUGGGCCGGCGAAUUGGGCUGGGAACUACACGUGCCUUCUUCGAAUGCUGUUCAGGUGUACAAGGCCCUCAGAACUGCCAAAGAUAUGAAAAAUGCAGGCUGGAGGGCGCUUACGUCACUCAGUGCUGAGAAAGGAUAUCACCUAUGGAACGCCGAUUUGAGGUCUGACGACAACCCGGUGGAAGCCAACCUUGGGUUCGUUUGCCGCAAAGAUGGAGACUACAUAGGUAACGAACACGUCACGAGAGCCAGGAAGAACGGAGUCACUAAGAAAUAUGCCUAUUUCACAUUGGAAGACAAGGUGGCAUUAUUUGGGCAAGAAGCGGUAUACAGAAACGGCGAGCCUGUAGGCUAUUUACGAAGAGGAGAUUACGGUUACUACCUCGACAAACCCAUUGGUAUCGGUUACGUUAAUAACAAGGGGUCUGAAGUGACGAAGGCUUUUCUGCAAAACGGCCAAUAUGAAAUCGAAGUCAUGGGAAAGAGGUACCAGGCGACUCUCCAUUUAAAAUCGCCAUUCGACCCUACCGGUCAAAGACUUUUAGGAAACUAUGGGGAGCAAGGAAUGGAUGAGAACACUCAUGAACCUCAUGCGGGACAAAACGAAAGAGCUGGUGGUAGCGAGUAGGCAUGGCAAGGUGAUCACACGCAUUUAUUAGGUUGUUUGUAAAUUAUUGUAAUGUAUUAGACGCGUCCCAAGGCUGGUUGUAGUCAAAUAAUGUAAAAUUAUAAAUAAUUACUUGAACGUUCAUUAAUAGUAUAAUGUUUUCAAUUAAUCUUCCCCUUGCAGAAUUUAUUUAUUAAAUAUCUACGUACGUUAAAUGAAUAAAUAAUAUUGUUAAGAGAAAUGUUUUAAUAAAUUUAUUGAAUUUGUACCAAA
This is a messenger RNA of Pectinophora gossypiella (pink bollworm), 3059 nucleotides long. It is a transcript of the gene Sardh, whose product is annotated as sarcosine dehydrogenase, mitochondrial. Gene Ontology annotation, cellular component: mitochondrion. Gene Ontology annotation, molecular function: protein binding; oxidoreductase activity. The record is from RefSeq and is a predicted model, not a curated record. Lineage: Eukaryota; Metazoa; Arthropoda; Insecta; Lepidoptera; Gelechiidae. The transcript is spliced from 16 exons. The coding region runs from base 63 to 2807 and encodes 914 amino acids.